Messenger RNA from Cuscuta europaea, 1714 nucleotides. The record is from the annotation of a GenBank genome assembly. NCBI's taxonomy places the organism in Eukaryota, Viridiplantae, Streptophyta, Magnoliopsida, Solanales, Convolvulaceae.
AAGCGCAGCUAACUCUCAACCUCCGAUCCUCAUCUUCAGCUGCUGCGCUUCAGCUCCGGUCGAGAGCCAACAAUUGAAAUCGCGGGAAGCAAUCGACGCCUAGCAGGAGGCCACGCUCCAGAUCACAACUCCAAGAAGCAAUGAACGACUCCAGCAAUCGACUCCAGCCCGACUCCAAGCCAUCCAUUUUCUUCAGCAACUGACUCCAUGAGUCCAUGCCAUCGAUGUUCUCCAAGAUUCUAGGCAAUCGAUCAAUCAGCAAUCCCAGUCACAAAAAUAUAAAAAGGCCCCAUGUUCGCUGCUGCACUUACCGCUGCCGACGACCUGGGGAUGGAAACGCUGAGGUAGUGAAGCCGCAACAGCAACCUGAGCUAAAGAAGCUGGUUGAGAUGACCUUGAGCGAGCUGGAAGUAAACUCAAGACAUCAACUUGCAGGAUGCCUUCAAGGUGAUGGUGUCAACAUUAUUGGUGUUAAUUAUGGUUCUCCUGGCUCAUGCCUGUAUCCUCGGCCUUUAAAAAUUCUUUCUUGGUCAAAGAAAUUGGUCAGAAAGUGGUUCAACAUCAAGGGAAAAACUGAUGCAUUGCAGACUAAUGAAGUUGUAAAUGGAGCAGGAGUUCUGGAUAGCCUAAAUAAAGUGUGUUAGGAAGAUGUAUUAUUAAGUUGCAGGGGAUCAUGUAUCAACUGAAGAACCAUUCUUACUUCUUUCAUUACAGUUGCAAAGGAAUAGUUGCAAGCUAUUGCUUCCUCGGAGAGUAUUUCUUCCUUGGUUAGCCAAUAUAUAUGUUUGUGACUACUUGCAGCCAUCUGAAAUAAUUGAGGUGCUUUUAAUCUUUAUUACCCGUAAACUAUAACCUGCAAACACUUAGAAUCCUCCCCUCCUCCUCGGCCUGCAAACACUUUCAAUACGUGUUGUUUCCUCUGCUAUGAGUCUUCAGGUUCUUCAGUUAUUAAUUUUCACACUCCAUAUUAUUCUGCCAGGCUUUUACUUAUGUUCUUAAAUUAAAAUCCAUUUUUUCUGUAUGGUUCUUCAGAGUACUUCAGAUAUUUUAUUGGCUGCUGAAGUAGUGAUAUACAUACCAAUAAACUAAACAAUAGGUUUGAAUCUGUUUUCCGAUUUAAAAGAGGAUGAGUUUGGUGCAAUAUUGAAUCAUCACAAUCAUAGUUAGGAGUUCAUUUGAGUUAGACAUAAUACAAAGUUAUAGGCUCUUCAAAUAUUUUUGUUCAAGUUUUUUAUUGUGCUCUCAAUGACCUUUUAGUAUGAACCAAAGUUCGGGAUUUUUAAAUGUCAUCUCACUCUCUCACCAGUAACUACUUUUGCAUUUCCCGCAUUGAAAAUGGCACUUGUUCAUAUAUGAUGUCUGAGGACAGAUGUUUCUUGAAGGCUUGCUACUACAUGUGUGGCUUUUGAAGCUGAUCAAAUCUCAGGGCUGCCUUGAAGAAACCAUGGGGAAAAGGGAGCACGUGUUGUUGAUUACUUCCAUAAGAAUGCCGUUGUCGGGGCUUGGCACUUAAAGAUUGUUUUAUGUUCUAUAGACCGUGUUUUAUCUCAAUUCUAGCUAUAAUUGUAACUUGUUUUGUUUUUUGAGUUGUACUUAAUUACAUUUAUGAUUUCCGGGGUAUGUCCCUAUGAAUCAUGUACAUUCAUAUGAAAUCUUGAGAUAUAAAUAAAAUGUUUGAGAUUUUGGUUAAUGUUAAUGUUUUGGUUUAUUUGUA